AGAGAUAAAAAGAAGUAGAGUGAGCAUCAGCCCCUAGCCAAGAACCAAGGACAGAAAGACAAGAAACAUUGCCUGUGUCUCGAGACGUGAAGAGAAAGGAGGAGAAAAGGAGAGGCUGUAGGGAGGAUAAUGUCUCUGCGAACUGCAGCUGUGUUUGUUCUCCUCCAGCGGGUGUCAUCUGCAGAGGCCUCACUGUCAACUCCGGUUACCUGCUAUAUCCUGGAUGGCUUCCUGCUUCUCUACUGUAUUGUUUUCACGGGCCUUUUCUUCAGAGAAAAGCUUCUGCAUUCUACAUUUCCUUCCAAUGUAGCUUCAAACACGGAUAAUGGUGCUAAUGGUAAUUAUGAGGAACAAAAUCUUGCCGACCCAUCAUCAGGAGCAAUACCAAAGCGUAGGCAGGAAGAGGGUGAUAGAACAUAUCAGACUCUUGGAGAUGUAGAAUCUGAUCCCUACCAGAUGAUUGAAAGCACCAAGACCAAGAGUCGGGCUCGCAAGGUGAAGAAGACAGAGGUUUACGAGUCUCUCAAUCUAGACACGAAGACCAACGAGACAUAUCAACCUCUGGCAAAGCGGCCCUCUCCCCCUUCUCCUCCUGGCCCCUGACAACCUCCUCCUGCCCCUCAUCCUACCCCCUGCCCUCCUCCUACCCUUCUACUACCCCAUGACAACCUGCUCCUGCCCCUUAUCCUACCUCCUGCCCCUCAUCCUACCCCCUGCCCUCCUCCUACCCUUCUACUACCCCAUGACAACCUGCUACUGACCCUUAUCCUGCCCCUCAUCGUACCCCCUGCCCUCCUGCCCUCAUCCUACCCCAUGACAACCUGCUCCUGACCCUCAUCCUACCCCCUACCCCCUUACCCCUCAUCCUACCCCCUGCUCUCCUCCUAGCUUCCCCUGACCUGUUACCUUUUCUGUCUUUGUCAUCUGUCAUAUUCCUGGUCUUGCUUGUAUGUAACAGAUCAAAUCAUGAUACCAAAAAAAUUUGAUCAGUGUUAGUCAUUUCUAUGUCAAUUGUCAGCAAGUCAUAAGGCUACUUAUGUACUGUAUGCUUGCAAAGGACUGCAAUAAAAGAAAUGAUAG
Molecule: messenger RNA, 1080 nt
Organism: Osmerus eperlanus (European smelt)
Lineage: Eukaryota; Metazoa; Chordata; Actinopteri; Osmeriformes; Osmeridae
Gene: cd247l
Product: CD247 antigen like
Exons: 8
Coding region: 130-603 (157 amino acids)
Biological process (GO): cell surface receptor signaling pathway
Cellular component (GO): Fc-epsilon receptor I complex
Molecular function (GO): IgE receptor activity
Source: RefSeq, a predicted model, not a curated record